AAAUGAAGGGAAGUGGCUGAUGGCUCAGAAAGAAAACAAAGAGUAUGAGAUCCAUCCGGGCCCACCUUUUCCAAUUCGCCAAAUUGAGCAGAAAUGGAGAGGAAAGUGGAAUGGGAAAGCAGCCGCAUUUUCUUUUUCUUUUUUUUGGGUUUUCCCUUCACCUCCCUACUUUCAAACAUAUUCAAAGGAAACAUUUUCUUUAUCAUUUAUUUUCCCCUUAAUCUCUUUAUGAUUGAGUGAAGCGUCAAUGAAAGGUGUUUCAAAGUUAUUCAGAACUUCCAAGGAGGGAGCAAAAUCAUCACCAUCUUCAGCUUUUCCUGAGAGAUCAUGCCGUCAAUUUUCACUGGCUGAGAUGAAGAUUGCUACCAAUAACUUCGAUGCUAAUUUAGUAAUUGGUGAGGGGGAUUUUGGCACAGCAUACAAGGGAUUUUUUAACGACUGUAACGGUACCAGAAUCGUUGCAAUAAAGCGCUUGAAACUCAAUGAGGACUUAAGGAACGAGGUGGUGUUCGUUUAUCAGCUACACCACCCUAACCUCAUCUCUCUCAUCGGAUAUUGUAUUGAUGAAGGCGUGAAUAUCCUAGUCUACGAGUUCAUGGUCAAUGGAAGCCUCUUCAGUAAACUCCACGAUCGCCUCUCGUGGAAACAAAGACUAAAGAUUUGCGUUGGAGUGGCGCGUGCACUGCACUACCUUCACUCUGGGGUCAAGCAAACUAUUAUCCACGGUGACGUGAAGCCGACCAACAUUCUGUUGGACAAGAAUUGGGAGGCCAAGUUGUCAGAUUUCAGGUUGUCCAACAUGCUUCCCCCGGGUUUCAAAUUCGUGGAAAUCAAACGGGAUUCGGAAACUACUCUAAGAUACCUGGAUCCCGAAUGUUUCAUUACAUAUAGGCUGACCGAUAAAACCGACGUCUACUCUUUUGGUGUGGUAUUGUUGGAAGUACUCUGUGCGAGAGAAGCAAUGGACUUCAGAUUGAUGGAAAAAGGGCAGGGUCUGGUUAAGUGGGCCCAAAACUGCAAACGAGUAGGGACCAUCAAUGAGAUAAUUGAUCCGUAUCUGAUGGGGAAGAUAGAUCCAGAGUGUUUCAAGAUUUACGUCGACAUUGCCAUUUCUUGUGUGCGAAAUAAGGGAGAGGCUCGUCCCACCAUGGGUGAAGUGGAGUUAAUCCUUGAACAUGCACUUGAACUACAACAGAGUGCAGAUGCUGCAAUGAAGGAUGUAGAUCCUACUGGUGAUGUCUGUAUCUAUCCCAUUGAUGAAUAUACCUGUAAUGAUUCUUCAGGAGACGCUUCUCCCCCAUCUUAUGUUCAUAAUUAAUAGAUUUAUACGAUAAAUUAGAGAUCAUAUUUAUAUUGUUUUUGA
Messenger RNA from Quercus robur (English oak), 1363 nucleotides. Its product is annotated as receptor-like protein kinase FERONIA. The transcript has a single exon. Gene Ontology annotation, biological process: protein autophosphorylation. Bases 248 to 1318 code for a protein of 356 amino acids. Gene Ontology annotation, cellular component: plasmodesma; plasma membrane. NCBI's taxonomy places the organism in Eukaryota, Viridiplantae, Streptophyta, Magnoliopsida, Fagales, Fagaceae. Gene Ontology annotation, molecular function: transmembrane receptor protein tyrosine kinase activity; ATP binding. The record is from RefSeq and is a predicted model, not a curated record.